Molecule: messenger RNA, 1503 nt
Organism: Vicia faba (fava bean)
Lineage: Eukaryota; Viridiplantae; Streptophyta; Magnoliopsida; Fabales; Fabaceae
Source: the annotation of a GenBank genome assembly
AUGGCUGAGAAUUUUGAACACUAUCAUAUCCCACAACAAAGCAGAAGAGAAAAACUCAGAUUCUUAUCUCAAAACCAAACAUCUUUCAUAGAAUCUCCAACAACCCUAAACCCUACUUCAACACCUUUACCUUCUCUCUACGAUCCUUCAUUCAUUUCACCUAUUUUCUCACCUUCCACCAACCAAACAAUUGAGGCUAUUAACACCAACCCUUUUCUUUAUCAAACUUACAACGAUGGUGGUAACACCAACACUAACAGUGAAGUCAUGUUGCUGAAAUCUGAGCCUCUAUCUUUGUCUUUAUCAUCGUCACAGCAGAAUAACCUGACUCAGAUGAGUGUUCAUCAUCCUCUAGAGGCCAAUCUUCAGAGAUAUGGGUCUGUUGUUGUUAAUGGUGGUGGUGAGGUUUCGAGGAACACGGUUCCGUUGGGACCGUUCACGGGGUAUGCUUCGGUUUUAAAGGGGUCGAGGUUUCUGAAACCUGCACAGCAAUUGUUGGAUGAGAUUUGUGAUGUUGGAGUUUGUGUUGAGAAGAUUGUUUCUGCUGCUGAUUUGUCGUUGAUGGAGAAUUCUAUUCAGGAGAGGAAUGGAAUUGUUGAGGAUGGAAAUGAUGUUGAGGGUAGGAAGAACAAGUCUAGACUAUUAAAUGUGCUUGAUGAGAUUUGCAGGAGAUACAGACAGUACUAUCAGCAGAUACAUGCAGUAAUAACUUCAUUUGAACAUGUUGCCGGCCUCGGUAACGCGGCUCCCUAUGCAAGUUUGGCUAUAAACAAUACAAAGGACGAAUCUCCAAGGUUUUACAACAGCGACAGAAGCCCUUACAGUGGAAGGCCGGAGUUUCUCGAACACGUUCAACAACCUGUUUGGCGACCACAGAGAGGACUACCUGAGCGUGCUGUGAGUGUUCUCAGGGCAUGGUUGUUUGAACACUUUCUUCACCCUUAUCCUACUGAUACCGACAAGCUAAUGUUGGCUAAACAAACUGGUCUAUCUCGCAACCAGGUCUCUAAUUGGUUUAUAAAUGCAAGAGUAAGGCUUUGGAAACCAAUGGUAGAGGAAAUACACAUGCUCGAAUCACAACAAUCUCAGAAGGAUCCAUCACAAAGAGAAGAACUUAUCCGGAAAAAUCCGAGCGAUAACAACUUUGCUGAGAAUCAAUCUACCUCCACAGACAAGUUCCACGACGGCUCAUAUAAACGAACUAGAAACGAGCUUCACAAUAUGCCGGUGAUGAAUCAGAGUAUUGCAAGCAAUCAACAAGUCGGUAGUGUUGGAGUGAGCAUGAUGAAUAAUGGCACAACAAGCAAUGGUGUCUCUCUCACACUUGGCCUACAUCAAAACCAUGGAAUUGGGUUGUCCGAGCCCUUCGACUUGAGUGCCGCUCACAGUUACGGUCUUGCAGUUCAACCUGAUAGCUAUGUCGCGAGUGGUUUUCUGUUGCAGAAUAGACAGUUUGGGAGGGAUUUUAUUACAGGGCAACUUUUGCAUGACUUUGUAGGGUGA